This is a messenger RNA of Seminavis robusta, 903 nucleotides long. Lineage: Eukaryota; Bacillariophyta; Bacillariophyceae; Naviculales; Naviculaceae. The record is from the annotation of a GenBank genome assembly.
AUGCCAACACAACCACCAACUCACAUCCCAAGUAAAGCACCUACCGCCCUUCCUACUUCAGCACCCUCAUCCGCGUACUCUUGUUUUGCAGCCAAAUCCGAUCUUGUCUCUGCCAUUUCUGCUGACUGGACUAACAAUCUAGCUUUCCCAUACACAACGUAUGGGCCCAUCUCUGGCUGGUGCUUUGAACCAUCUGUGACUGACUUUAGUGGAUUAUUUUCAUCUAUGACAUUGAAUGAAGACAUCAAUGGAUGGGAUGUGUCUAAUGUGGAAGAUAUGUCAUUUUUGUUCAAGUCAGCUACGUAUGCAGGAUCACUGGGGAACUGGGACGUUUCGAAAGUUACAUCCAUGCAGAGUAUGUUUGAGUCGACCAGUUCCUAUUCAGAAUCUCUGACUGCCUGGAACACAGCGAAAGUACAACGAAUGGACAGAAUGUUUGGCGACAACAAUGCCUUUAAUGGUGACGUCUCAACCUGGGAUGUUUCAUCUGUGGGGGACAUGUUCGCCAUGUUUACUGGACCCAGUGCCUUUGCAGGGGACAUCUCAGCAUGGAAUGUUGCUUCCGUAACUGACAUGGGGGUAAUGUUUGAAUGGAACUAUGUAUUCAACUCAGAUAUCUCUAAUUGGGAUGUUUCCAACGUUGUCAGGUUUGAUGAGAUGUUUGAUACCGCUACAUCUUUCAAUGUAGACAUCUCCAGCUGGGUUCCUGCAGCGGGGACCGAUUUCACGGAUAUGUUUCGAUAUGCAUCCAGCUUCAACAGGAAUCUGUGUAGCUGGGGCAGCAGCAUUCUCGAAACGAAUGCCUGGGUGGACUUCAUGUUUGAUGAAUCUUCUUGUCAGUAUAACAGCGAUCCCAACCUUUUCUCAUCCCCAAAAGGUCCUUUCUGCUUUGCUUGCACUUGA